AUGUCAUCAUUCAACGGUCGUCCACGACAUCAAUUAACAGAUUCGUAUCGUCAGCCAAAUAUAUUUAUUAGUGAAAGAUCCGUCGGUUCCAACACAGGAUCAUCAUCGAUUUUCUUACAACAACAACCAAUGAAUCAAGUUGCUUCAUCUAAUUCAUCCUUGAUCGAAUCCUGUCAACAUUCAAAUAUGAAAAAAGAAGAAGAAGAUCUAAUGGAAACUAUCGAACGAUUAAUUCAUAUAUUUCUAUCUCGACCUGGUCGACGUCAGCCACAUAAGAGUUUCUUUCGUUGGACCGUCAAUUGUGGUGCUAUACCCUCUUAUCACAUCAUGCUUACCAUUGAUCAAGAUUCUCCGUCAUUGUCAUAA
Rotaria sp. Silwood2 is the source of this 366-nucleotide messenger RNA. Lineage: Eukaryota; Metazoa; Rotifera; Eurotatoria; Philodinida; Philodinidae. The record is from the annotation of a GenBank genome assembly.